Messenger RNA from Oncorhynchus masou masou (cherry salmon), 3187 nucleotides. RefSeq lists its product as uncharacterized. The transcript has 5 exons. The record is from RefSeq and is a predicted model, not a curated record. NCBI's taxonomy places the organism in Eukaryota, Metazoa, Chordata, Actinopteri, Salmoniformes, Salmonidae. Bases 156 to 818 code for a protein of 220 amino acids.
GGGAAGUCCGUUACACACUCUGCAAGGAACCUCCUGCCUCUUACACAGACACCGCUUGCAGGACAAGACGCACUCCGGAUCACCUAAUCACCUGCCCUAAAAAAGGAUUUUGUUCUUUUUAUUUUACCAUCACCACCUCCACCUUUGUGUCCACCAUGACCAGGUCCAAAAUCAUCUGCAAUAUUAUGAUUGCCUGCCUGUUCCUGUGGUCGGUCAGCUCCCUCAUCAUCAUCGUGGUGUGGGCCACCUAUCCGGACAUGAAGGGCGCCAGCCAGUGCAGGACUGAUCUGCAGAACCUGACAGAGAAGCACGAGGAGGCCAGCGUGCUGUCCUCCAAGAUCAAGCAGUCCCUGGAGGAGAUGGUGGAGGAGGGCCGCACCAACCAGACCCGGCAGCUCAUGAACAUGGAGCGGUUCCUGAAGCGUCUGGGCAAGACCAACGUGUCCCUGGCUGACUGUCGUCAGGAAAGCGUUAUUUUGGGUGUAAACAUUACUGUCCUGGAAAAAGAGAUUGAGAUGCAUAAAGAAAUCGAGGCAAACCUCACUUCAGAAAUCACGCUACACCAAGAGCACAUCAAAUUCCUUCAGGAUAACUUGACACGGACAUCUCAUAAGUGGGAGUCCUGCGAGGCUUUGUACUCAGCUGCUGAGAGCCAGGCCAAGGACUGCGAGUCCAACAAGCAGUAUUUACAGAAGCAGCUGCAGAUGUGUAAAGUGAACCAUCACAGCGAGCCUGUGAAUGGCGGAGUUGCCGCACCCCAGAGUAGCAUUCUUGCCCUGUCUGUUGUCCUCUUCGUCAGUCUGCAUUUGAUAACAUGAACAUGAUGCUGAGCCUGUGAGGUCAUUGAAGACAAUUACGACAAGUUCUCCAGGACAAUAAGAUGGACCUGGACUUGGUAUUAUAUGGUUGUUAGUGCUGAGUGAUUAACCAUUAUAAAAAAAGUAAAAAGUAAUUAAUAACCUCUCUGGGAUAGGCGGGACGCUUGCGUCCCACUUGGUCAAUAGCCAGGGAAAAUGCAGAGCGCCAAAUUCAAAUAAAAUACUUUAAAAAUCAAACUUUCAUUAAAUUACACAUGUAAGACCCCAAAUUAAAGCUACACUCGUUGUGAAUCCAGCCAACAUGUCAGAUUUCAAAAAGGCUUUUCGGCGAAAGCAUAAGAUGCUAUUAUCUGAUGAUAGCACAAUAGAAAACAAAGAGAGAGUAGCAUAUUUCAACCCUGCAGGCGCGACACAAAACACAGAAAUAAAAUAUAAAUCAUGCUUUACCUUUGACGAGCUAAUUUUGUUGGCACUCCAAUAUAUCCCAUAAACAUCACAAAUGGUCAUUUUGUUCGAUUAAUUCCGUCGAUAUAUAUCCAAAAUGUCAAUUUAUUUGGCACGUUUGAUCCAGAAAAACACAGCUUCCAAUUUGCGCAACGUCACUACAAAAUAUCUCAAAAGUUACCUGUACACUUUGCCAAAACAUUUCAAACUACUUUUGUAAUACAACUUUAGGUAUUUCUAAACGUUAAUAAUCGAUCAAAUUGAAGAUGGAACCACCUGUGUUCAAUACAGGAAGACAACAAACUGACGCUACUUUUCGAGUCAUGCUCCUCUCUAAAAAAGUACACUUCAAAUGACACUCAUUCAAGAUGGCUGUACUUCUUCCUUACACAAAGGAAUAACCUCAAUCAAUUUCGAAAGACUGGUGACAUCCAGUGGAAGCGGUAGGAACUGCAAACAAGUCCCUUAGAAAUCUGAUUUCCCAAUGAAAACUCAUUGAAUAGACAGUGACCUCAACAAAAAAAAACAUCUGAAUGGUUUGUCCUCUGGGUUUUGCCUGCUACAUAAGUUCUGUUAUACUCACAGACAUGAUUCAAACAGUUGUAGAAACUUCAGUGUUUUCUAUCCAAAUCUACUAAUAAUAUGCAUAUCUUAUAUUCUGGGGAUGAGUAGCAGGAAGUUGAAUUUGGGCACGCUAUUUAUCCAAAAGUGAAAAUGCUGCCCCCUAUCCCGAAGAAGUUUUAAACAAAUAAUUGACCAACCUCGGUUCAAUUACUUGAAUUUUAUUUCUGGGAGCCCAUAUCGCUGUUUCUCUAAAGAGAAAUCAAAUGAUUCACAAGAUAAAUCAACUCAAGAAAUUUGUGGGACGCUGGGCUGAAGGGAGUUUCCUAUAAGCAAAUAUUCAACCUAGUUCAUUGUAGAAGCAUGGUAAUUAUCUACAGUGACCAUAAUCUAUUGCGCCUGGAGUAAACACUUUUACUCCUGCUAUGUUAGGUUAGAUAUAUACAGACCGCAUAGACCGCAUGAGAGAGGAAUGUACACAACACAAAGACCUCAGAGAGGGAUAGAGGAAGUUUGUGAAACUACGCCUUAUUUUCUUUGAAGAACUAGUAAAAUGAUAACGUCAGACAACCUUGCAACUAGCCUCGCUAAAUAUAAUGACUAAAGACAGAACAGCAUGGGGAGUACAGAGAUGACGUUGUCUGGCUGUUUGGCUGCUAAUUCCUGAGCAGAGAUGAGAUGAUAACUUUAAGGAAAGAAAAAUAAUAAAGUCAUCAAAUAAUAUAUACAACUGAAAUAUUGUAUUAUUUCAUAGUAAUUUUCAAUUUUUUUAUUGAUGUCUACCCAAUGUGGACCUGACAGAGACAAUGGAACAUUUUCAAUGUUUUGGCAAUUGAAUGUUCACUAUUUUGGGCUUUGGAAUUUCUAUUAAAAAGCACAAAAAUAAUUCUUAUGUCAUUAUUUCAUAAUGCAUUUAAUGUAAAAAAAAAAAACAUAUUGAAACCGAACCGACUUAGAAAAGCACGGAUCAGCACUAACGGAUAUCACUGCUGUAAAAAUGUUGACUGAAACAAAUUUAGGAAACAGUCAAUGAUAGUUUCGUUACUAUUUUAGCAGUUUUUGCUUCCAGUUCUUUAACAUCACAUUAUUAUACAUAGCCUAAUUUUAUUAUUUAAUAGUACCAUUAACUAUGCUAUAAUUUAAUUGAAUACCUAGGUUUUUAAUGUCCAUGUUUUGGGAUAUUUCAACAAGGCACAAUUUCAGUAUGUUUAAAUUCUCUGUUUUUAUUUUUCUGUAAGUAAGUGUUGCUCACUAUCCUUUAUGGCAAAUCUAUGCAAACCUUAUACUUUUAUAAGCCUCACAAUGCAACAUUAGUUGGAAUUUAUAUAAUAAAGUGUGUCCAAUUAUUUUUGGCACUGGCCAUU